Molecule: messenger RNA, 1599 nt
Organism: Closterium sp. Naga37s-1
Lineage: Eukaryota; Viridiplantae; Streptophyta; Zygnematophyceae; Desmidiales; Closteriaceae
Source: the annotation of a GenBank genome assembly
AUGCCCGCCCUAUCCAACCCGCGCACUAUCCAAUCCGCACCUCCCGCCAGGUUGGUGCGCGACGCGGCGGAGCUACAGCUGUGCCGCAUAGAGCUGGAGCGCGUGCGGCGGGAUCCGGGCGGGCUGGCGGACGUAGGCAAGUGCCAGGAACGCCUGGCGCGACUCACGGGAACGGGCACUGUCACCCACGCCAAUGGCACCAUCGCGCCUGCGGAGACCCCAUUUGAGGACGUGGAGGGCAUGAGCGCUGCUGCGCUGAAAAAGGAAGUCAUCGACUUGCGGAUAGAGGUGGCGAUUCUGCGGCAGGAGAAGGUGCGGCUGGAGAGUGCAGAGAAGGAGCGCGCCGUGUGGGACAACGCCCUCGUGCCCAAGUCGGCAGUGGAGGGAGCGCGCAUGGUAGUGGCGGGUCACACAUGCCCCGUGGUGCCAGAAGCGCUGAUCAACGGCACACACGUCAAUUCCGUCUCAGGCCUAGCUGACCUUGUCUCCGCUGCAACGGCGCAAGCAAUCAACGCCUCUGUCGCUGCGGCUGCGGCUUCUGGGAAUGGCACGGACGGCAACAGCACGUUGGGCGGGGCUGCAGUGUUUCCGGUGGUGACGAACGACGCUGCGCUGGCGGCUGUUGAGGGGGGUGUGAAGGAGGGGGAGAAUACGACCCUGGCGAGAUGGAAUGGCUACGAGUGCAGGGCGAGCAUAGCGGACAUGAAGAGGUACCUCAACUACACGGUGCGGGCGGACUGUCCGCACGACUGGUUCUUCGUGCAGCGCCUCAUGUUCAUCAAGGACUGCUUCUCCCUGCCGCGCCGCCGCUGCUUCACCAUCACGCCCCGCGCCGUGCAGGAGCCCAUAGCGCGGCCCAAGUCCCUGUUCUCGCAGGGGGCACUGAUGGACUCGAACGUGCGGUGGGACCUGCACCAGUGCAAGUCGUUUGGGUGCCUGAACUCGCGAGUGGAGGGAGACUGCCGCAACUGCUUCAACAUGACUCUCGAGAGCAACCGCUGGAAGGCGCCCUUCCGCGGCUCCAUCACCAUGGCCGCUGUCAUCGCCAUGAAGCCCGGGUCGCUCAGGCUGGGGCUGGACGUGGGGGGCGGCACGGGCAGCUUUGCGGCGCACAUGGCACGGUACGGGGUGACGGUGAUGACCACGGCGUACAACGUGGAGACCACCGCCAAUCGCACGGGCGGCCUGCCCUACAUGGAGGCCAUUGCGCUCAGAGGGCUCAUCCCCCUGCACUCGCCGCACAAGGCGCGGUUGCCACUGUACGAUGCAACGUUGGACAUAGUGCACACGGUGAACAGCGUCAAGUACCUGCCCAUGCUCGAGUUCGAGGAGAUGCUCUUCGAAUGGGACCGCGUGCUAAGAGGAGGCGGGCUGCUGUGGCUGGAGAUGUUUUACGCGCCCAAGGAGGAGAUGCCGGCGUACGUGGCGCUGAUAGAGCUGCUGGGCUACAGCAAGCGCUACUGGAACUACUCGCCCAAGAACGACGCAGGGGAGAGGGACGGCGAGCACGUGUACCUCAACUGCGUGCUUGAAAAGCCCUUCCGCCCCGGCACCCAGCUGCUCGACGGCCCUCCCAAGGAAGACCUCUCCUGGGACUAA